Messenger RNA from Clunio marinus, 3063 nucleotides. The record is from the annotation of a GenBank genome assembly. Lineage: Eukaryota; Metazoa; Arthropoda; Insecta; Diptera; Chironomidae.
ACAAAAGUUAGCUGUGAAAACGCAAAACGAUGGAAAAUCUUAAGAAUCAAGGAUGGGUUCUCUCCGAAUCUGGCCUGAAAUCGAUCGAAACGAGUGGCUCCUCAAAGAACUUAAUUAAAAUAUUAUUGGAUCGUGACUUGAGAGAUAUUGGUGCUGGAAUUAGUGAUCUUCAGAAAGGAAAAUUCGAAAGCAUUGACCACGAUUUAGCUGUUCUUCAAAUCAUGAAAGUUCGUAACAUUUCCGCUCCAAAAGCUAAUGAAGGAUCAAAAACUGCACCUAAGCUUUUAAAACUUCAAUUGACUGACGGAAUCAAUUCAUAUUCAGCUAUCGAAAUGGAAUCAACAGCUUUAUCAAUUGAAACAAAACCAGGCACAAAAAUUGCUCUUAAAGUUAAACAAAUGGAAAUGUCCAAUGGUCAAUUAUUGCUAACACCUAAAAAUAUUGAAAUUUUGGGUGGUAAUGUUGAAUCGCUUGUUUCAAAGUGGGAACUUUCAAGAUCUCUAGCUGGUAUGAAAGGCAGCAGAAGUGUAGCAGCAGGUGGACCACCUCCAUUCAUUCCAUUUGGUCAAAAGAUUCAACAACAAACACUUACGACUGAUCGAGGCUUUAAAAGUCUUCAGCAAAAUAAGCAGAAAGAGAAUGAAAACGAUGAUUCCGAAUUCAAGGCACAACGUCAAGAUGCAAUUGCAGAAGCGAGUAAAUCAGGAACUAAAAAGACUUUCGGUGGUGGAUCAAAAGUUCUUGUCGACUCAAAUGUUCAGAAAAUUAUGGACAAAGGCUAUACGGAAGAACAAGCAACGACUGCCUUAAAAUUCUCAAGAAACAACGUUGAGAAAGCUUUGAGUAAUCUUAAGAAACGUGAAGAUCAUCGUCAGCGCGCAUCUUCCAACGAUUACGAACCAAGAGAGUAUUCCAAAGAGAAACGAAGUGGAAAAGGCACAACUUCCGAACCAGCAGCAGCAAAGCCUUCAAAUUCUGUGUCAUUAUUUGAUUUUCUCGAGAAAAAAAUUCCAACAACACAGGAAUCAGGAAAACAUUCAUCGUCUUAUUCUCAUAAUGAAGAACGUUUCGAAAAUAACAUAUCAUCAAGUUUCCGUAAACAUGACAAAGACUUUUCCAAUAACAAAUCUCAACAUUGGUCGGGGGGAAAUCACGAGCAGAAAUCUAGUCAUAACAUGAAAAGCUCAAACAAUUAUAAUAAUAAUCCCAAGGAGUAUCAAGACUAUGGAAGAGAUUACAGAAACAAUCGAGAUUCGAGAGAUGCUAGAGAUUCUGGUGGUGACUCAAGAAGAGAUGGAAAGUAUCAGCAACAACAUUCAAAUAGCAAUUAUACUUCCAAAUCUAUCUCUUCCAAUAACAACAACAAUAAUCAGUAUCAAAAGUCAUCGAAUUCAAUGAAUGGCUCGCACAACGUUCAAAAUCAUUCAAAUACUGGAAAUAAAGGAAGUAAAUAUCAGAAACCAGAUUAUAAUAACAAAUCUGGAUCUGAUUACAACAACAGUAGUAGAUCUGAUUAUAAUAACAAAUCUGACUAUAACAACACGAAAUCUUCAAGCUAUAACAAGUCAAAUUCAGAUUAUAAGAAGGAUUACAACAACUAUUCGGCAUCAAGUUCCAAUCAUAACAACAGCAGCAACAAUAAUAAUAAUAGUUACAAUAAAUCUCGUGCUAACAAUUCAUCAUCAGCUCCUUCAAAAUAUCAAAAUGAUCAUCAUCAGCAUCAUCAUCAACAUCAUCAAUCAAAUGAUUAUCAAAAGUCAAACAGAAAUGUUGUUGAGUCAAUGGAGAAGAUGAAUUUGAAAGGAAAUCAACAGCAGUAUAAAGGAGCUGACAUUAAAUUGAGUGUAAGUAACUAUCCGCCAUUAGCACCGACAACUGAAGUUCCAAAAUCAACAAACAAUUACGUGACAAAGCCGGGUGGCUAUCCGAUUGUUGGAUUUCAAAAUAAAGAAGCUAAUGAGCAUGCAAAGAAUGCACUGAAGACUAAGAAUAUCCCAGGAGUUCAACUGCAACAACAGAAGCCACCAACAAAUUGGCAGCAACCUCAGCAACAAUCUUCAGCUCCACAACAUCCAAUGCCGGUUGCUGUUAUUCAACAACAGCAACAACCACCAACAAUUAAGCAACAGCAGCCACCGCCACCCUUUCCUAAUGUCGCUCAAUCAGCUCCGCCACCGGCUCCAAUGCACUCCUUGCCACAACCAUUUGUUCAGCAUCCUCAACAUCCUCCAGUUAUUCAUGCGAUGACAGGCACGACUGUCAUUACGAAUCCACCACCACCGGCUGUUUUUCAUCAGACAAUCAACUUUCCAGGUCCAUUAAUGAUGCAAAGUGUUCAGCCGCCACCUGGAAUGGCUCCACCACAAAUGAAUAAUUUGCAGCAGUUGAAGGCUGGUGACUUGUGUUUGGCAAAGUAUUGGGAGGAUGGUCAGUUCUACAACGCAAAAAUUACAAACGUCAGUGACUCCACAUAUGUCGUUCUAUUCACUGAAUAUGGAAAUGCUGAGGAAGUUCGCAAGAGCGAUUGUGUGCCAUUUAUUCCCGCAUGUCCAACGCCACCACAUACAGCAAAUUUUGUUCCAGCACCACAAAUAAAUGCUUCGUAUCGUAUCACGACGACAACACAAAAGAUGCAGCCACAUCCAAAUUAUCAUCAUCAACAAGCGCCGCCACCAAAUCCGACAAUGCAACAGUACAAGAAUGUACAAGUUAAGACUCAAAGGCGCAAUUAAACAGAAUCAUGUUCCGAUGGGUGAUAAAACGAAAGUAGAAAGUAUUUUUUUUUGUUUUCCUUCUUUUUUACUUUUUGAUAAGGAUAAAAAAUCUCAGAAGAAAGAAGAAGAAAACUUCAUUUCCUUUUAUUUAAUUAGAAUCUUUUAAUCGAGAAGAAAUCAAUUUUUUUUUGUUUCGUCAUAAACAAUAAAAAUUAAGAAAAAAAAAGUAUAAGAAGUUGUUUAAAUUUGUUUUCCUAGCUGAUCGCUAUAAAGUUGAUUUAUUUGCGAUGCUUAAUUUGUGAGAAACAUGAAAAAUAAAUAAAGUCGUUUGACUUACAAAAAAAUUAAA